UUCUUCAAUCUCAAGAACCCAAAAAAAGAAAGAGUUAUUUUCUCUUAUAAACACAAUAAAAAGAAGGAAAAUGUUGGGUUCAUCAGAGUGGAGUAGUGGGUGCGAGUCAGGAUGGACUUUGUACUUAGACCAUUCUGUCUCUUCUUCUCCGAGUUCUUCUUGUAAACAAAGAAGAAGCAAAGAUUCCUGGAGCCAAAACUAUGUGCAUCAAGAAGAAGAUGACGAAGAAGAUUUGUCGAUGAUGUCAGAUGCAUCUUCUGGCCCAAGGAAUAUAUGUGAGGAAGAUUCUGUGAAAAAGUUAAACAGUGUUGGUCCCAAGAAACAGAACAAGAGUGAAAAGAAAAGAAGAGAUAGUGAAAAGAUAAACUCGGUUCUUGAUGAUACUGCUAGUUCUCAUAAAAGUAUGGGUGGUAAUAAGAUAGAGCAAACCUUUCAAGAAAGUACUUUGGAUUAUUCGCAAGGCUUCUCGGCAACUCACAUUCAGAAGAAAGCAGCAUUCCAAGAACAAUAUGGUUAUUUGAAAAUGGAAACAAGAUUCUAAAUAACCAGUGGUUUUAGUGUGAAGAUCGAAAUGAAGAGCAACUAUUUGGAAGCUUUCAUGGAUUCAAGUACAUUGUGAAAGAAAGGAAGGGCUUAAGCGAAAAAAAAGUGUUAUAAAAGGAACCCAAAAAUGAAGAGAUCGAACCAAAGAAAGGUUCUCACAUAUCUCCAAUGGAUCUGAAUCUUUUCUCUUUUGAUUUGUAAUUUCGCCACAAAUGAGCUUUUCCUUGUAGCCUCCCUUAUGUAACUCUUGGUUUACAACACUUCAAUUGCAAUUUUUCUGUCAUGGGUGCAUUUUGUUACGUCAAAACAAACUAUAAUUUUA
Messenger RNA from Eruca vesicaria subsp. sativa (arugula), 865 nucleotides. The record is from the annotation of a GenBank genome assembly. Lineage: Eukaryota; Viridiplantae; Streptophyta; Magnoliopsida; Brassicales; Brassicaceae.